CUUGUGCAGUGAUACCUGGGCUUGUGGAGUGCCGAGCCGGGCUAUGGCGGGAGCUAGUGAAGAGUCUAAAGGCGUGGAAUCGCUGAAGAACUUCGAACGCGCCCUGGGGCAUGUGCGCAACAGUGUGAGGCCUUUGACCCUCAUGAGCCGGGAGGAGGUGGGCGGCUGCGUCAGCGCUAAGGAUCGUGCCACGCUCAACUUACAGGUUGCUUACGGGGUGAGCUCCCUCUUCUACAUGUUUCUGAAGACGCAGGGAGUGUCGCCCUCCACCCACCCGGUCAAGGGCGAGCUGGACCGUAUACGCGGGUACUUCGGGCGGCUGAAGAACGUGGGCAAGCCGCCGGAGCAGCGCACCCUUAAGGUCGACCAGGAUGCUAGCCGGCGCUUCAUCAACGCCGCUCUCUCGGGCGACAGCGUCUGGCAAAACGCCAAGGGAACCGAUCCCAAGAGCGCGCAGCAGAAGCGCGCAUCCGCAGGCAUCGGCCGGGCCAACCCAGCGGGGCAACCGGAGGACUUCAGCGCGCAGGCGGCCGGGGCGGCGGCGACGGCGGCGGCGGAGGCGGAGGCGGAGGCGCCGGAAAAUACCCCGUUACCGGUUAAUGGGGGCACGGGACAAAAGCCGUUGCUCGCGGCCACGCCCGGGAGCAAACGCGGCGGGAGAAAUGCCAAACGGAAGCUCACCGCCGGCACCAGCGCCGGCGCCGCCUUUGUUGCGGGUGCCACGGGGGCCGGAGCGGGAGCCGGGAAGAAGAGGAGGAGCGGAGGCGGUGGCAGCAACGCUAGCCACGGAGAUGGCCCAGCGGAGGCGAGAUGGGGAGAAGGGCCGGAGGCGGCCGUGCCGGGGGAAUCCACGCCCGGGCCCAAGAAGCCCAAGGGCAAAGCUGGGAAAAACAAGAAAAACAAUUCGCGACACAACACUUGGUAGAGAGGUUGGUUCAUCACGCAGUCUUCUUAAUGGCCAAAAUUUUACCCUCCCCCCUCUCUCUUUUAGACUCUUGCCGGAAUUCUUUUCAGGAGUACUUGGUCGGCCAUGUAUGUAGUUUCUUCUCUGUCGCCGCCGCCACCUCGAAAGCGGCUGCGGCGUCACGCUUGAUGAUGGAAAGGGGGAAAUGUUUUUUUUCAUAUGUAGAAGGUGCACGACCUCUGUUGUUUGCCGGGUUGGUUAAUUGUUGGGACCAAGGUCGUGAUGCGAAUGCUGUGCUCUCUAUCUCUCUCUCUCUCGUGUACUGAUGUUCUGGCAACUCACCACCUCAACGGCGUUGCCAUUCGCUGGCCAAGCAUAGACUUGUGGUUCGCGUCAUUUGCGCGCAAGACGGCUUGUGCCAGCGAUUCGCUCUUCGCGUUCUGGCAGGGUAUCUUUCAUACCAUGCUCCAUCUGUUCAAAUAGCCCCCAAGCCGUUUUCGCGGUGCUUUGUAUUUUUUUCAUCGGCGCCGGCAUGCUUGCGCGUGUUGCGGAUGGGCCGUCACGAAGUAGGUUGGCGGUCUCGACUUGCGAGUGGGUGUUGCCAUGGUUACAUCGGUGUUUUGCUCUUAUCAAGGCUAACUUUGGCACCUCUAAAACGGUGUACACAGCCACGGAGAAAUAUCUGCUUACUGCCGAGGAAUGGGCGGCGCCCAGUCGGGCCGUUGUGGCAUGCUUCUUGUUUCUCUCGUCUCCCGCGGGAGCUAGUGAGGCCGAUUGGGCCAAUGCGCAGACAAGCGCUUUGCGAUCUGUCGGGGGGAAAACGCUUCGGGUCACCACCCCGUACACUCCAAGUUACCCCAUUUUUCGGGCUGGUGCCGCUCUAGUGCUGUGCACGAUGUUUCGUGUUUAUUUAGAGGCGUGCGUAGUCCCGGUUUACCGAAUGGGGCGUGGAGAUACUGUUACGCACGAUUGUUUGAAACAGGCCACGUCCGUGUUCAGGGUGACGUCAGACCGCCGUUCGUUCCGUCCCUAGUAACCAUCGCUAAACCGUAGAAAUGUAACCGCUGUCACAUCC
Messenger RNA from Ectocarpus siliculosus, 1979 nucleotides. The record is from the annotation of a GenBank genome assembly. Lineage: Eukaryota; Phaeophyceae; Ectocarpales; Ectocarpaceae.